CUGGGUCCUGCUACUAGUUCCAGAAUUGGUUGUAGCUAUUCGUCGAGACGUAGGUGAACACGAGCGGACCGGCCGGUGCGGCUGCGGCUCGCCAUCAUGCGCACCAUCCACCGCCUGUGUCACUUGUGUAUCGGACAGAAUCUACCACGGGUUAGCAUCAUCCGGGGAAAAGACGGCUUUGGAUUCACCAUCUGCUGCGACAGUCCGGUGCGGGUUCAGUCCGUCGAGGCUGGCGGUCCCGCUCACCAGUCGGGCCUCCGUCCAGGCGAUGCCGUUUUGCAGCUCAACGGACUUCCCGUGGAGAUCUGGAAGUGCGGAGAGCUGGCUCACGCCGUCAGGAGUUGUCCCGGUUGUAUCGUCCUGGUGGUGUGGAGAGGCUCGCCUGAGAUCAGGACAUGCUGUGAGACUUUGGUCCGACCACCAGCAGCCAACAAGACCGCCAAGUUGCUGCGCCAGCCCGCCCAUAGCAAACAUGGCCACCACAGACGUGAUCAGGGGUCCCUGGUGUUGUCCAGCUUGGGGGUUCUUGGCUCUCUCUGGAAGGAUCACAGUAAAGAAGAAAAAGAAGCGCAAGGAGGAGGAGGUGAAGAAGAAGAAGAAGAAGAAGAAGCAGCACAUUGCACCUCCAGGCUGGAGGAUGCCGGUAUGACAUCUUCAAAUGGCGACAAUUACAUCAUCCUGUCUCCCAUCGCACCGCAAGUGCAGCUCGUCCAUCCUGUCUUUGAGGACAGAAGUAGGACCAUUGGACGUCUGUACCAGACUCACCCCGGAAGUGGUCUCAACCUCGUCGGUGAGACCCCAGUUGGGUUGCCGCGGCAACCGAUCGCCCAGGGCCCUCUCACCUUGGUUCCUCCCACACCCUGCUUCGCCUCAUCAUCUACACUGCGCAACUACCAGAACUGCACCAUAAUCCAAUCGCAUCCGCCCUCCUGCCACGUCGACAAGGUGCCCAAAACGCUCAUCUUCCCCGUUUUUGUUGAGCCCGUGGACCUGUGCAGCCCCGAUAGAACCCUGUUCAUGUCGGAAGAAAUGCUUCUACACCAGGCCCAGCAGCUGCCUCGCAAGGUGACCGUGUUGAUCUACAACGACAUUCUACUUGUGACCCAAGAAGACCAAGCUGGACGCUAUCAGGUCCUCAAGAGUCCGCUCUAUAUCAACACGCUGCGACUCCAAGAAGUGGUUUCUGCACCACGUCACAUCUUCUUCCUGCAGAGUUCCGUGAAUUACUGGCACUGUCUGUUCAGUUUGGAAGCCUUCAGCAUGGACCAGAAGCUACGCGUCAGCAUCUGUCUCCAUGACAACAUCCAACAACAGCUGGUUUCUGUGGAAACCAUCCACACCCUGCAGGUGUCGUCUUCUCCCUCAGAGUUGGGGCUCUUCCCCUCUCCUCCCUCACAUCCCUCCCUCUCCAUCCCCCAGCGAACGGCCUCCCCCCGUCCCUCCCCCACCGCGAGUCUCCCGUCCCCGCGCCUAAGUCCCUCCCCAACUCUCAGGCCUGUGUGGAAGGACAGAGUGAAGGGGGAAGAGGAGGACAAGAGAAGAUGGCCCCAAGAGGAUUUAGGCUCCGCCUCCAGACCAGCAGGCCUCAGACGUUGCGUGUCAGAGGGCUCCAUCGGGGAGGAAGCGGAAUGGGCACGAUGGUUCUCGGACAGCGCCGUCCACCGCCUGAGCCUUGGCCUGCGUGGCCGACCUCCCUCCGUGCAGAGCCUCAAGAAACACCUGACAUCAGAGGGGGUCACCCUGAAACACACGCUCACGCUGCUCCAGGGAGCCGAGGAUCUUGAAAUUGGAAAUGACCUCAGGAAGAAAUCCAAGAGUUUUAGUACUUCAGACGUGCGCAAUCGUCUUCUGUUCCUGUGCCGUCGCAAGCGUUCGGUCCAAAGUGACAGUUUGGAGAGAGCCCUGAGGAACGCCAGGCCGUCUGCAAGGGAGGUGCUGAUGUGGGCCGAGAGUCUUGAGAGUCUCUUGGCCAAUCAGUACGGUCUUGCGGUAUUCCGCCACUUCCUGCGAUCGGAGUACAGCGAGGAAAAUCUGGACUUCUGGUUGGCUGUGGAGAAAUUCAAGGAGACACGCCCCCUCAGCAAGAUGGCAGACAGAGCUGCCAAAAUCUACGAGGAGUUCAUCUCGUGCAGCGCGGCGAGACAGGUCAAGGUGGACUCCAGCCUCCGAGAGUCGACCAAUCGCAGUCUGCGUCUUGGUGUUGACCCCGCCUCCUUCCAGCUGGCACAAGAUCAGAUCUUCAGCCUAAUGGAGGCUGAGAGCUACCCGCGAUUCCUCAGGUCCCGCCUCUACGCACAGCUGGCCAAUCAGAACAUUGGGCCUGCCUAUCAGAGCCAAGCGGUUUUCGCUGCGUCGAGACUAGAGAGAUUCUGAUAAUAUGCAGUUUACCGUCGACGUGUGACUCUAGAAGAAGUUGAUGGGCAUCUUCAUCCAGCCAUGAUGUGUUUGACGAAGUCGGUGUAAUUGACGUGGCCGUUGGGGUCCUCCUGUCCGGCCAUAAGCCGGUCCACCUCGUC
This is a messenger RNA of Syngnathoides biaculeatus (alligator pipefish), 2516 nucleotides long. Its product is annotated as regulator of G-protein signaling 3-like. Gene Ontology annotation, biological process: signal transduction. The record is from RefSeq and is a predicted model, not a curated record. The transcript has 18 exons. Lineage: Eukaryota; Metazoa; Chordata; Actinopteri; Syngnathiformes; Syngnathidae. The coding region runs from base 97 to 2373 and encodes 758 amino acids. Gene Ontology annotation, cellular component: nucleus; plasma membrane. Gene Ontology annotation, molecular function: protein binding.